ACAAAGUGUAUGUUAGUUGCCUUUAUUUUAACAACAUCCCCAGUUUUCUUCAGACUUCUCAAGCUUGGAACUUAAAAAUAAGGGAACCAGUCCAAUGCAGCAGUUUCACUCCCUAGCCAGAGGAUGAUUGAUAACAUCUUGGCCAGGAGAAGUAUUCAACGGCUUGAAAAGAAAAGACAAACGGUCAAAAUGAUCAAAAAGCUGAAUGAAGAAAAAGUGUGUUUGGAGAAAAUGCUCCAGGAGUUACAAUUAGAAAAGAAAUCCUUUAGGCAUGAUUUCAAAGUGUCUCCUCGAGACAUGGAAAAUAAACGUACUCUACAGAAUCGAAUCCACUCUACAAUGGAGUGUUUGCCUGAACUAGAGGCCAGAGUCCAGAACCUCAGAGAGGAGCUUCAUAGAGAAGAUGAGAAGAAGCUAAGGCCUUACAUUGGAGAGUCCUUGUCAGUUGCUGCUGAGCCCUAUCAGCUACAAGAUAUGAAAAUGGUUCAAGAACUACUUGGUGAAAUGGUGGAAAAUCUGAUGGAUGACUACAUAAUACAUGUGCCUCAAGACAUACAACCAGAGUGUGAAAAGGAUAAACGAGUCAAGAUACUUGAGGAAAUGUCAUUUGAAAGAGCAGUUCAGCUCAUCAUGGAGCAGUUGGUUUUGGAGGUAACGUUUGAGAUGGCAAAGCAGCUGGGUCAGGAGACAUUCACUGACAAGAGCCCAAUGUGGACUUUAGGUUUUGACAUAAUCUUCAGAGCCACAGAAGAAGCAAGUAACACCAAGAAACAGAGAGAGAAAAAUCAAGAUGAUGUUCAAACCCAUUUUAUCCUACAACAAAUCAAAGUCCGAGAUCACCACAGGAAAGAAAUGUGGAAACACACACUGGAGGAGCAUACUAAGGAUGCAAAUGUGCAGAGAAUUGGCUAUAUUGAUGGAGAUUCAGUCCUGCAGUUUUGUCAUUGAAAUCAAUGGGAGCAGAACUGGACCUGGAGCAGUAGGCAUUAUAAAGGCAGCAUUUCCUAACAGUUACUGCAUGAUGCAUCUGACAUACCUCAGUUUUUCAACAGGGAGCCACUAUUCAGACCUCAUAGAACAGGAAAUGGUAACUGUGCUGUGCCUUUUGUGAGACAUGUUUUUAACGGUGACUGCUGAAUGGUGCACAGUAUCCCUGUACAUAUGCUUUUAACAACUAUUAAACUUCUUGAUGACAACAUUCAUAGAUCCAGUCCAUAGUUUUGCUUUUGUGUUAUGCAAAGGGCCAGAAUGUAAUUUAUUGCGAUAUCAGCACUUGAUGGGGAAGGUGACUAUGCUACCAUGGAGGCAGCUUUAUCCCACUUUCCAUGCUAGGUGUCCCUUUCACAAACCAACCUGAUGGGACCCAGGAGUAGUUAAAUUAAAAUCUGCAACAAAAGGCUUAAAAGCUAAAGUACAAUGCAUUCCCGUUUUAUUGUAAGAGGACACUUUUACAGGCAGCCAGGCAGACUCGUAUCAGCCUCCUUCCUGACACUGCAGAGUGGUAAGGUCUGCUGUUAGCAGUGAUAUUAUCAUCAACCGGUGGGACCAGGAGAGAGGCAUGUUUCAGUUCAACCCCAUUUCUACUAUAUUAAUUCAAAAAUACAUAUCUUAAGUCAAGACGUCUUUGGACUGACCAAACAUUAGUAGACUUGGUUAGUUCUGCAGCUGUGAACACUAUGUAAGUGCAUCAUUUCAGAGAAAUCCUUCAGCUUUAAUCUACAACAGAUGUUGUGGCAAGAGAGGCCAUGUCAGUCCAGUCUAAAAACAUGAAUAAAAAAGUAAUUAUUUCCCUCUGUACAUUUUGCAUUUUGCAAUUUCAUUUCAUUUGAAAUUUUUUACUGUAUUUAUUGGUUGUCUCCCUUAAUGUCUAGUAUGGGGUCCCCAGUGAUCGUGGUCAUUGAAGCAUUUUUUCCCAUUGCUAAUGGAUCUGUGCCUCAAGGAAAUGCGGUGGCGACUAGUGGUGGUUGGGAUUUGAAGAAUUACCCUCUUCUUUCAUCAUGUGGGUGGAGGAAAAACAGUGGCAUUUGCAAUGGAAACAUACCAUUGCUGUUCAACUAGUGCUUUGUUAAGCAAGACAGCAAAAGCAUCUGGUUCUCCAGAGACCACUGUUGUUCAAACCCUGGAAAAUGGUGCUGAUUGAGAAGCUUAUAAGAUAGAGAGGAAUGAAGUCAAAUUACAAAGAGAAGCAACAGAAAAGCAAAAUAUGACAUCAAGUAGUAAUUAGGUAAGGCCAACUACAAACAUACAAACCAACCUUAAUCAUGAAUAGUCCAUAAUAGUGCAACCUAAACUGAAUAUUGGGAACUCUUUCCUGUCAGUGAGAUCUGUUAGUCUGUGGAAGACUCAAGGGGAGUGAUUAUGUUAGACAUUUAAAUCCAGGCUAGCCAAAGUAAUAGAAAAUAUAUUGUAGGAUAUAAUCCUGGAGUAGUAAAGGUUGGAUUGAAUACCCGGAGCAGGCCUGUUUCAUCUCUAAUACCUUUGAACCAUGCCAAGUGUACCUAAGGAGACUAUAAUUUCAUUGAGGGAUUCUGAUGACAUUUAUGAUGCACCAAUGUACUCAAGAGAGUCCUCUUCUAGGCUUGUUACUGCCUAGUUUUGAUUACGUACAGUACAUACUGCAAUGUGAAGGGUAGACCUUGGUGAAGAGAAGAAAAGAGCCAGGUAUCAAAGUCAGGAUGAAAGAGAAUGGGGAGAUGUCAGCUAGGUGGCGGUAGUUAGCAACAUGGAGGGAGAGGGGAGAACCAUGUGUAAUGAAACAUUGUUCCAAAGAGAAGAACAAAUGAGGACUGUCUGGAAGCGGCAUGAGUGGAAGCCACGGCAAGGAGUGUGUGAGGAGAGGCACCAGGAGAGAGAACAGCUCAAAGGCAGUGCCAGAGAAGGAGCCAGGUUUCAGUGAGCCCCUAGCAAUGGAGAACAGAGGAGAUGGAGGACCUGGAUGCUAGAAAUGGGAUAAGCAUUCCAGAGGGAUCAGGAGAAAGGGAGGGACAAGGCUGGUAAAGAAAGGCAAGGGCUGGAGGGAGG
Molecule: messenger RNA, 3021 nt
Organism: Malaclemys terrapin pileata
Lineage: Eukaryota; Metazoa; Chordata; Testudines; Emydidae
Exons: 11
Coding region: 124-948 (274 amino acids)
Source: RefSeq, a predicted model, not a curated record